Messenger RNA from Micromonas pusilla CCMP1545, 1710 nucleotides. RefSeq lists its product as uncharacterized. The transcript has a single exon. Lineage: Eukaryota; Viridiplantae; Chlorophyta; Mamiellophyceae; Mamiellales; Mamiellaceae. The coding region runs from base 1 to 1710 and encodes 569 amino acids. The record is from RefSeq and is a predicted model, not a curated record.
AUGCUCCGAGGCGCGCGCGAGAAGCACGCGCACGCGCUGCGGCGGACCGUCUCCGAGACGGAGAAGUUCGCGCUCCUGAGGGGCGACGACCGCGACGACGGCGGCGCGACGCGCGCGUGCGGCGCGGCGCUCGCGCGCGCGCGCGCGUGGCUCGCGUCGUGCCCGUGGACGUUCGCGUGCUGCGCCCUUCUCGCGGUCGCGCUCGCGUGGACGGGGGUGUUCCUGUGCGACGUCGCCGCGACGGCCGCGCUGACGGACGGCGCCGCCGCGGCGUCGGCGACGUCCGAGCCGUACGGGUGGUACGGCAAGCUCAAGGACGACGCGUCCGCGCGGCUCGCGCUCACGAAGGCGGGGCUGUGGGGGGCGCUCAGAGGCGACGACGGCGGCGGCGCGUCCGAGGGAAGCGACGCCGCGCGUUUCAGGCGCGCGACGAGGGAAAAGUGCGGCGAGGACGCGCGCGGCGGGGCGCUCGGUCUUCCGAUGUAUUCCUACCGCGACGCGAUGGCGGACAAGGACGCGAGCGUGAACGUCCGCGACAUCGCGCGGUCCGCGGCGCGCGACCGCCGCGACUUCGCCAAGAUCCAGUGGGAGAGCGAAGCCGCGGACAGAGCGUGGAGAGCGCGCGACGCGGACGCGGCGGGCGGCGCCGGCGCCGCAGCCGGCGGCGCCGCGUCGCUCCGCGCCGCCGCCGCCGCGACGGACGUCGUCGCGCGGCUCGGCCGCCGCCGCCUCGACGACGCGUAUCCGCCGCCGCCGCCUCCUCCUCUUCCCCCCCCGCGCGCGCCGCCGCGGAAGCUCAAGCGCCUGAUCGCGACGCAUCACAAGACGGGGACCGCGUUGAUGCGCGACGUCUUCCACGCCGUCGGCGAAAAGUACCCCGAGUACGGCGGGUUCGCGGACGUGCGGGACGUGGAGGAUCACCCGAGGAAGUACGACGCGCGGGAGAUAGCGGACGUGCGAGGGAAAGGGAUCGUGCUGGAUUAUCACCUCGGGAAGGCGUUGCCGCGGUUUUUGUUCCCUCGCGGCGCGGCCGCGGCGGCGGGCGACAGCGGCGACGGCGACGGCGACGACGGCGACGACGCGCGCGAGUGCGCGUCGUUCCCUUCCGUCUUCACCUCCCCCCCUCCCGCGUCGAACGCGUCGUCGCCGCCGCCGCUUCAGGCGACGCCGUACCGCAUGGUACACGUCGUCAGAGACCCCGUCGAGGUCCUCGUCAGCGGUUUCUUGUAUCACCGACGACGCCCCGCGGACGAGCAGUGGCUGUUCGAGCCCGUGAAGGAACUGAGAGGCAAGACGUACGCGGACCAUCUCACGACCGCGAACCCCGCGGAGGCGAUGAUGGCGGAGCUCUCCAUGGCGGACGACGAGCUCCGCAUGCUCGCGCUGGCGUACCGUGACGUGGAGCGCGACCCGAACGCGAUGAACGUCAAGCUCGAGGAGUUCUUCGACGACUUCGACGCCGCGGCGGGGAAAGUGUUUCGAUUCUUGCGGUUCGACGAGCGCGACAUCCCCGAGCUCGUGAAGCUCGCGGGGACGUUCGACAUGCGACGGUGGACGGAGGAGGAGCUCAAGGUGAACGAGCACUUCACGCGGCGCGAGGACCGAACGCCGUACCAGGCCGUGGUCAGGGAGGACGGGUUCCUAAACAAGACGAUGAGCGCGUUGAGAUACGCGCUCGGGUACGAAGACGCGUUUCCUCUCCACGCGUGA